Messenger RNA from Staurois parvus, 1397 nucleotides. The record is from the annotation of a GenBank genome assembly. Lineage: Eukaryota; Metazoa; Chordata; Amphibia; Anura; Ranidae.
ACUGCUGUUUCCUUCAACCAUCUCCCCACCACCAAUAUGACCAUAUGUGUGUCCUUUCUGUCCACAGCUGGUACCAUGGUUAUCUCUCGGGACCUGAUGCAGAGAAACUACUCCAGGAGAAGGGAGAACCAUGGACUUUCCUGGUCCGAGAGAGCCGCAGUAAACCUGGAGAUUUUGUCAUCUCUGUCCUUACCGCAGACACGAAAGACGGAAAGCCUCGAGUGACUCAUGUCAAGAUCAUAUGCGAGGGUGAAAGAUAUACUUUGGGAGAUGUCAAAUAUGACACGCUCACAGACUUGAUUGAGGCAUACAAAAAGAAGCACAUAGAAGAGGUAUCUGGGGCCCGGGUCUACCUCAAGAAGCCAUAUUACUCUACUAGAGUCAAUGCUGCUGACAUAGAGAACCGCAUGAAGGAAUUAGAUAAGAAGUCCGAAAAAGAGGUGGCAGCCAAGGCGGGAUUCUGGGAGGAGUUUGAUGCUCUCCAGAAACAGGAAUCUAACUUACUCUAUGAGAGAAAGGAGGGCCAGAGAUCAGAAAACAAGAGCAAAAACCGCUACAAGAAUAUCCUUCCAUUUGACCAUACGAGGGUUGUGCUACAGUGCCGAGAUCCAAAUGUUCCUGGUAGUGAUUACAUCAAUGCCAACUAUGUGUCGAACCUGCUUUGGGGAGCUGAGGAACCCCUCAAACAUUUUAUUGCUUGUCAAGGUUGCCUGGGCUCAACUGUAGGAGACUUCUGGGAGAUGAUAUGGCAGGAGAACAGUCGGAUUAUUGUGAUGACCACUAAGGAGAUUGAGAAGGGCCGGACUAAAUGUGUGCCGUACUGGCCGGAUGCAGACACAGAUGGAAAAGAGUUUGGACAUUUCUGGGUGGAAUUGGUGUCAGAACAUGAAGCCAUGGAGUACAAAGUUCGUACGUUACGAGUGUCACUUUUAGAAAAUCGCAACGAGACCAGAGACAUUAUCCACUAUCAGUACCUGAACUGGCCAGAUCAUGGGGUUCCAUCUGACCCAGGCGGAGUCCUGAGUUUCCUUGGAGAGGUCAACCGAAUGCAGGAGAGCAUACCAGGAGCUGGGCCUAUCAUUGUACACUGCAGUGCUGGAAUUGGCCGUACCGGAACCAUCAUCGUCAUUGACAUGUUGGUGGACAUCAUUCAAACAAAAGGUCUGGACUGUGAUAUAGAUGUGCAGAAAUCCAUUCAGAUGGUACGAUCCCAGCGCUCAGGAAUGGUCCAGACAGAGGCUCAGUAUAGGUUCAUCUAUUCCGCUAUUGCACAUUACAUCGACUCGGCAAAGCACAAACUGCAAGCGUUCGAGAAAACAAAGGCUGCAGAGUCAGAAUACGGGAACCUUGCGCCCGCCAUGACGAAGAUGAAAGUGUCACGAAGCCCAUCAAAGUAA